This is a messenger RNA of Felis catus (domestic cat), 1785 nucleotides long. It is a transcript of the gene CFAP90, whose product is annotated as chromosome A1 C5orf49 homolog. The transcript is spliced from 3 exons. The record is from RefSeq and is a predicted model, not a curated record. NCBI's taxonomy places the organism in Eukaryota, Metazoa, Chordata, Mammalia, Carnivora, Felidae. The coding region runs from base 4 to 714 and encodes 236 amino acids.
ACUAUGUCGCUGUUGGGCGGCGCUGCUCUAUUCUCAAGUCACUGGUCUUUUCCCUUCUAUCAGCGGACUGCGAGCUCCAGGUGGACGCCCGCGGCUCGGUUCAAGGUUGCACCUCCAACGCCCGCACGUAGCAGCUGCCCGCAGGGCCCUCGGCGGGCGGGACCGACCGCGGGGACGCUGGACGGGGGUGGCAUGGAGGACGACGACGAGGAGAUUACCGCCGCCACGCUGCGGAUCAAGCCCCGGCCGCUGCCCCUCUCGGCGCUCUCCGCCUUCAGCUACGUCCCGCCGCGGCGCCUGGACCCCAAGGAGCACAGCUACUACUACCGCCUGGGCAAGGAUCUGGAGGAAUGUCUCAGGAGACCUGGGCUGCGCAGCUGGUGGGGUCAGGACUCCCUCUGGGCUCUGCCUGAAAGCGCUCACUGCAGCGACUGUGCCCAGAAAGUCCAGGGUACCGACGACGCGCUUGGAGGGCCCUCUUGCAAACCGAAGAUAACCACAGGCAGUUCUGGCCAUCCUGCAGGGAGAGCAGGACAGGGAGGCCGCACCAGAUUCUGGCCUGGCUCCAGCAGGCACACGCGACUCAUGAGAAAAUCCUGCUGGUCUGUGACGGGCCACCAUGCAGCCAAAGCAGGGGAAGAAGCCAGAGGAAAAGAAGCAAAUUCAGAGCUUGUCAGGAGUCGACGACUGCUUUCGUCAAGCUGUUUUUCCUAAAUGUCUCCGAUGUUUCUUGCAGUUCAGGCUGCAGGGACAUCAUUAUUAAAAGGAUCUCUGGGGUCGCUCAGCCUGCAGGGACAGUGAGUGGCUCAGAGAGGGUAUAGGUUAGCCAAGUGCCUAGGAAGAAGGAGGUCUUUCCCUCCUGAUGUGUAAGGUGUCCGCACGGAAUGACCUUCCUUCUCUUCUCCCCACCCAUCACCCAUAGAGCCCACAUGAACCCCCAUCCGGAUCAGGUCUGCACGCAUUCAGGGACACGUGAAAUGUCAGAGAACAGAAUGUCAUGGAGCUUACCCUUACAAACAAAAGCAGAAGCUUCUAGUUUAGACAACUGUUACAGGUUGAAUUGUGUGUCCCCCUAAAAUUCUUAUGUUAGAGUCCUAAUCCCAAGCGCCUCAGAAUGUGACCUUAUUUGGAGACGGGGUCUUUACAGAGGUAAUCAGAUUCAAGUGAGGUCAUUGGCGGGGGGGGGGUGCCUCAUCCAGUAUGACCGGCGCCCUUAUGGAAAGGGGACAUGACAUGCAUAGAUCGAAGAUGAAGGGAAAAGGCAGGGAGAAGACGGCCUUCGACAAUACAAGGCAAGGAGAGGAGCCGCGAAUAGCUUCUUCCCGCACAGCCCUCGGGAGGAGGGAGCCCUGCCCAUACCUUGAUCUCAGACUUUCUGCUGCCAGAACUGUGAGAUAGUACAUUUCUCCUGUUUAACCCCCCCCCCCCCCCCAGUCUGGGUGCUCUGUUUGGGCAGACUGAGCAAACUGACACACGACCUUGGCCAGGAGGCUCUCUUGUAUCGGUUAGCUCCUCCCCGCUCGGCUCUGAGCAAUAUGGAAGGACUGAAGGACAGAAGGAAGAAAGGGACAUCUGUGGCCAUUCUGCGCCUCCCUGUUCGGUGCACUCUUGGCUUGAACGUCCACUGGGAAUUAAUGCUGGGGUGGAUUUAGGGCAACAGUGCCCGACCUCACUGCCACCACGGACCUCCUAUGUUUUCCUCCCAUGAAUGAUAUGUUUUGAAAGAACUUUUAUCUGUAAAUAAUUUCAUUUAUUAAAUGAAUUUUACAAUUUAAGUAUGCAAAA